Messenger RNA from Formica exsecta, 10674 nucleotides. It is a transcript of the gene tinc, whose product is annotated as protein tincar. The transcript has 18 exons. Bases 808 to 4605 code for a protein of 1265 amino acids. Lineage: Eukaryota; Metazoa; Arthropoda; Insecta; Hymenoptera; Formicidae. The record is from RefSeq and is a predicted model, not a curated record.
GUGAUAUCCGGAGCAGCGCGCGCUGGUCCAUCUCUCUGCGUCGGGAUUCUGGAGAGAAGAAACGAUAACGCGUAUAUAUAUAUUAUACAUAUAUACGCGUCACGAUUACGCGGGAUUUCGACGCGAAGCCGACAACCAGCGGAGAGAACAUUGCUGCGAUUCUGACUAAUCCUGUGAAGUGGCGCAAUAUUACGAAUGUCGAAGACGGUGGCGUGAGUGACUGUUAGCUGGUGAAAUUGUGAGAACAGAGUGUGUUGUUGUUGUUGUUUCGCGUUCGAAGAAGCCGAACAGAGCGAGCGUGAUCGCGAUAUAUUCGGUGAUGUGGUAAAUUUGAUAUUGACAUUGUGAAUCGUGAGUUCGUUGAUUUGUAUCGUCGCAUUCGAGGUUGAGCUCGCGGUAAAGUCGUAGUAAAUACGCGCGCGCCUCGCGUUGUUGUUGUGAUGUCAUAUGUAUUAUCGUCGACGGUGGAAUCGGAAUUGUUCGCAGUGAUGAUUUGAAGUGCUCCUCGACAAUUUGACUUUAUUUAUGUCUCACGUGAAGGCCGCGACAUCGGACGUCUUCGGGAUUCCUGCGAUCGAGAGAUAUCGAAAGAACUUGGCAGUUCCAGUCAUAAAAGGACAGCAUCAUAUCUGAAUUUACGCUCGAUCCUUCCGACGCUCGGCACAUCGAUCUGUUUGGUGCCCGAUCCUCGUACGAAGACAGUUUACUACUCGGUGCUGCCAUUACCAAAGAUGCUAGAUCUUCGAAUCAAUUACAUCGGAGAAGCCUAUUCGAGACUUUAGAAGACUCGACAGAAAUCUGGACAAAAUGUCGAUGACUGGGAGCUUGAUGGGAUACGAGAACAAUAACGAUGUGAACCAGGCCAAGUGUAAGAAACCGUUGAAGCCGCUGCCAGUUGUGUCGAGCAUAAGCUCGAGUGGCGUUACUACCAGCGCUACCAAAUCGAAGAAAGCACGAAAACCGACGAGAAAAGAAUCGUGCAUACGCGGUCAUGUGAACAGCCUCUGGUCCGUUUGGUACGGCAUACUGGCUGUCGCUUUUCAAGCGUACAUAGCAAUGAGAUACGCCAAACGAUUUGCCGCUUAUCUAUCAUUACCAUGGCCGGCGGAUGCGCCACCUCCUAAAAUCGAAUUGUAUGCCUGCCUGGUACUAGCCGGUACCGGAAUCAUUCUACUUCCGGUGUUGCUUGGCGCAGCAUUUUUGAAGCUCGGCAAUCUCGCAAACGAUGGAAUAAAACUCGGCCGGCAUUUGAGCGCUUGUUCUCGCGAUCCGCCAUCAUCGCUUCUCAGUAACAAUCCCGAUAACAGUCUGGCGAAUAAUUUAUGGAGACACGGCGGCCCUACCGCGGCCUUCGUACACCUUUGCACGGCCAUGUGCUUCCUCCUGCCCUCCCUGCUCAUGGAAGCGCGGCUAAUACAUGCUGGAUUUCUGCCAAAAGACGCGAUAUGGAGAACCGACCUUGACUGGAUGGUGAUACAUCGCGAUCGUCUGGUGCUCCUAAGCUUCAUGAAUCCGAUCGGCAACUUAAGCACCCUGACAGGCCCGAUAACUCCUCAGCCUUUCGUAACCCUAACCCCGGAAGAAGGCAAUAACGAGAACAUCGAUGAACUCACUACCUCGACACCUGGUCUAACAAACAUGGCACUUCCUGAUGUUGUCGAGACUCGUGCUGAAGAAGCGACCACCAUGUUCUCAGCUAUUAUCCAUCCAAUCAUCACAGAUCCACCUUCAUCCCGAACUAUCUCGAGCACCGGUACAACUUCCAGCAAGACAACUACGACGAGCACUGAAACGACUUCAACAACUUCGAGAACGACAUUGCUGCCGAAGAAUAGCACCGUAAGACGUCCAACCACGAGAACUAUCACCAGAAACGGCAGUUUUAAAGGCAGAUCGAAGGCGAAGAAUCUCACGAGGAUAUCAACCACGGCGAAACCUUCUAGAACCGCCGGUUCGGGAAAUAUGACAGCACAGAGCAUGUCGUUAACGAUGAACAGUCUGGCGGAUCUCGAUCAUCCCGAAAAUUUGAAUCUGGAACUUCAAACAGCCGAAUCAUACGGCCCGAUUACCCUGGAAUAUCUGAAUUACGCCGCCGCGCUCGGCGUCUACUCGGUAAGAUAUCCCGCCGUCUUCUGGUCGUGCAACAAAGCAUUGGGUACAAUUUUCAGUCUGCAGCUGGUCGUGAAUUCAGCGCAGAGUCUUCUGGCAUAUGCUGGAAUGUCCGUCCUUUAUAAGGUUCAAGUGGUAGGUCCCUUAAAGGUCCUGCCAUUCCUUCGGCAUCGUACCGUAGCAACAAUGAGUACAAUCUCGACAAUAUUCGGAGACUCUUACUUCGUGCUGGAUCCUCCGGUAACUCUCGUGCUCUUCGCCCUCUCAUCCUUCCUCGUGCUCUGUUCCAGCAUGGUCAUGUAUUUCUACGCCCACGGCAGGUUCACGGCGUUCCUAAACCAGGAACGCGAGCGUCGUGUGAUCCUGUCUAAAGACAGCCGUGACGGCAACGGCUGGGUCUAUUUGCCACACUGCGCUGCCCUGGUCGUGUUCCUGGCGAUCGCGAUUUGCGGCGCCCCAUUACUCUACGACUACACCGUGGUGUACCGCGGUAGCCUGGACGGCGCCAUCCUCGCCUGCAUCAUCGGCACGAUAGUCCACCUCUUCCUCUGGCUGUUACUCUGGAUAUUUCUCACCGUCAAGCAGCGCUGGACGUUCAAGCUGCGCGUGACCAUCGGACGCGCCACCGUGAGAUCCGCGAGGUCGGUCAAACUCGUGACCGACGUCGACCUGCUGUCGACCAGGGACGAUGAGGACGGCACCAGCGCGCCUUUGCUCGUUGUCGGUAACGGCAGAACUUACACUAUCGCUGACACUUCGCCGAAAAGGGCUAUCAUGAGCGUCAUACAGAAAGCCGCUAUGGAAAGGAAAGCUCGAUCGCAAGGCGGAAACGUCGAUGGAGUCGACGGCGAAUCGACGGCUGACGGUGACGAGCAGAUCUACUGGCUUAGGCCGAAAUUACGCCCCUCGCCCGCGCAAUCCCCGAGCGACACCGGCGGUGCACCGACGUCCGACAAGGGUUGGCUGAACAAGAAGCUCAAGCAUAAGGUCACCUUUAACGACCUGCCUAGUACGUCAGGCUCGCGUAAUAAGGGAAAAGCCAGACGAGGUGUCGCCGACGGCGGGCCUGACGAUGACGGAGAUUACGCCACGUUACGCGAAUUACCGUUAAUCAACUCAAUGGACCCAGCCGAGGAUACCACCUCUGAAGAGAAUAAGUGGCAAAGAUGGCCGAUAAGUCGUAGGGAUGGUAUACCUAAAUUCAGGAAUUUGCUCGAGUGCGUGAACGACGAUCAAGUGACUUACUACGCGAAUGCGAAUCGCGAUCUACAACCAUCGGAAGGUGAUCCCUCGCCUCUUUUGACUCCUGAUCCUUUACCCGAUCCCCCGGAAGAACCGCUUCCGCUACCACCUCCAACUCCAACAUCUGCACCAACCACUGAUAUUAUCACGGCGCCACUAACUACGAACGCCCAGAUGAACGGUGGACAGACGCCGCGAUGUCUGCGCCGCGCGGAUUCAGGGAUGCCGCACGAGGAGUUGACACCACGCUCGGACUCGUCGAACUCGCCGCCCUUGGAUGCGGUGGGUGGCGGUAGCGGCGGUGGAGCCGGUUCAGUGACCGGACACAGCAACACCAGCAGUAACAGCGAGACGUCGAGCGGCGUGCACAGUAACGCGAGUAACGCGAGCAACGCCAGCCACAGCAGCUCUCAACGUCGGGCGACCAGCGUGGACGACCUGACCGGGGAGCCGCGCGAGGAACCGCGCGAGCAGUGGCGCAGCUGUUCUCUUCAGCGUGGCACUCAGCCACCCACGGCGAACACGACUUUCUCGCCGCCCAGUAGCCGCCCCGGCACUAGCCAGUCUUUCUCCUCGCCGCAGUAUGUGAACCACGUGCCGCCGUUCAGCAACGCCGUCGGCAACGAGAUCGGCGUCGGCUGCCCGGCGGUUAUCCUCGAGAAUCCGAACGAGGCAACGGUCGUGAUCCGUCGCAAGCUCUCGAGAACGAAGCUCACGGAUCCGCUGAACGCGAAGGAGGAACCGUUCGGCCGGUCCACCAACAUGCGGAUGACCUCGUUCACCGAAAGCAACGACAUCCGCAUACAGGCCUCGUCCGCGACCCUGCCGCACUAUCCCACACAACCUAUCGUCACUUAUCCGCAUUGCUCGACGAUGCCGUUGCCGCAUGCGUCUCAUAGUGUGGCCGCGGCAAACAUGAGCGGCGGGUCCACCGGCAGCUGCGGUUCUGUGCCGAGGCACACCUUCGUGCCGCCGCAAGUUCACACCACCAUGCCGGCGCAUACGACGCUGCCAUCACAUCAUAACGGCGUCAGGCUACUUCACAACGCGGCCGGCAAUCCGUUCGUUAAGAGAUUCCCGCCGGUGCAAUUGCACACCCAGCCCUGGGCCUUGCCGGGUCAUCAUACCUUCCCGCAAAUGCCGCAGAGCAACAACAAGCUCACGGUCACCGCGCAGAUCCGACAGAGCGACCGGGACUCGGCCAACUUCUCCAUGGCCAGCAGCGGGGACUCCGACACGUGUUUGCCGCAUUAAAAUACGCGAUGACUCCCUGUAGGUGUUAGAGAUCACGCCGCUGAGAACUCGAAUCGCUGAGUGUGUCAGGGUGAUACUUGGUAUUUUCGUAAUGACAUUUUGCCCCGCUGAUCGAUAUCGGAGGGGAUUGUAGUUUCCAGACAUGACGUAUCAAUGUCACGACGUCCUCCAAGGGCUUAUUUCGGAAAUAAAGGAGAAGUGAUAGAAACAUAAUAGGCAGGCAGAAAGAAGGUUUUUGCGCGAACUCGAGACGAGCUGUUGUGAAUAUUUCGCUUCAAAAUCUUUACGACUCACGCAGAAUUGUACGUAUUUAAUGUGUCGCAUUACCAGGUAUGUAUCUCAUUAGAAGAAGCUUUCAUGUAUUUUAUAUCUCUUGCUCAUAUACAUAUGCCAAAAUUUAAAGGAAAGGAAAUCAGAUUAAGAUUGAAACGACAUAUCACGACAUUUCUGCCGUUUGCUAGCGUAUAAAUAUGGCAUUCCUCGAUACGUAUUACCUCUAUUUUUUAUAAUCUGAUCUAACACGAUAAGAUCUCACCUAAUUAUUUAUAUAUAAGUAUGUCUAUGAUAUAUUAACAUAGAAUUUAUCGUGCAUAAAUCAUGUGCGUAAAACGUAAAAAUUAUAUUUAUUUGAAUAAGCAAUGUGCGUGAAAAGACAAGAUAUAAGUAUAUAAAUAUCGCACAGGGGUAGUUUAUAUGAAGGUAAUAACUGUAAUUUGAAGGCACCAAUUUCGUUACACACACACAUACAUAUCCUAUACGUUGUGAUUCCUCUAUUUUAUCUAAUCUUUAAUCACGCAGCAAUAAAAGGAAAUAUCUUAAGAAAGCGGAGAUAGUAAUCGAAAUAAUAAAAGAAUAGAUACUGGUUCAAAAAAUUCAUCCUGGUUAAUGCGAAAUACUCAAAUCGUGCAACAAUAAAUAAUUAUGCAAAUUAUUACGUAAUACAUUUAUACAUACGCAGUGCGUGCGCAAUUUAAAAGAAAGAUUACUCUUAACGGUAAGUAUAUCAGUAAUAAUAAAUCUCUACUCGAGUUUGCGCAAAUGUCUUUCGAUAAGUGUCGAACGCUUAUAUUAUAGUGCUUAUAUAGUUAAAAUCAAUCUUUUCCAUUAUAUUAUCUCUCACGGGGCAGAGGUGUGUUCGACGUACUAAGAAAAUCAGCGCUUUAACGCCAUUUAAUGCCGAAAAUGAAACGGUGGCCGAGAGUGAGAAUAAUAAUAGUUAUCCCAUUUUAGAUAUGGAAAAAGUUAUUGUGUUGUCCUAAAUAAAAUUCGUGUAUAGAGUGAAUUAAGGAUUAGUCGAUUAAGAAAAAAUGUGAAAACAAGUCGGGUUGCUCCUUUGUAAGCAUACGCUUUUAUAAUAUAUUAAUAAUUAAGAUCUUUUUUCUACCGAGAUAUAAUUGUAAAUUUUGUUAAAUCGUAAUUUGUACACACAUUGCUAAUUGUUUGUUUAUACUGCGACUCUAAUAAGAGUCAGCUAUAUGCGAUAAGAUUAGAAGAAGAAAAGCAUUCUCACGUUGAAUGCACGUUCAAACUAUGCGCAAUAUUUAUCUUCUUUCUUUAAUUCGUUUUUGUGGUCAUUUUUGUUUCUUUUUUUUUUCAUAGAUUUAUAUCAUAUCAAGUUCGUCAGCGAGAUAAAUGUUUAUUUGUCGAAUUUUCUACGAAUUGUACAUUUAGGAAUUAUGCACGAGAUAAUACGCGUUAAGCGGUUUUAUAUGAGUUACUCUAAAAUGCAGUGCAGAUUGUGCAAUCGUACGAUCCUCGGCCUUGAUAAUAUUUGCAGCAAAUUACGCAAAUAUACCGUUAUGUUAAAUAUUUUUAUGGCUUGAUAACGAUAUAAUUUUCUGUCUUCUACAAUAAUCGUAUCGUACGAUUUGCGAUAUCAACAGUGCCAUCGAAAUUGAUAAGCACACAAUUAGCAUAAAUCAGAGAAAGGCAACUAUAUAUGUAAUAUAUGAGUAAAAACUGAAGAUGAUUUAUCGCGAAAAUAGUGUGCGCUAUUUAUUUAUUUGCACAAAAUGCACGCGCACUUGCGAGAGAAUUUCGUAUAUCUUAUUUUAUCUUUUUCUUUUCUAACGUUUUUCAUCUGAGAUUUCUCUCUGUCUGUUGAUAUUAUUUAAGUCAAUACAACGAGUAUUUAUUUAAUGCCUGCGAAUAUGUACGAACGAAUCGUUAACACACUAUAAGAAGAGAAAGACAGGCGCAAUCUAUGGCAAGUGAAACGAUUACUGCCACUUAAUCGUGAAGAUCUAUAGAUCUCUAUUAUGUGUAUAUUUACUUAUUUCAUCAACUGCCAUGUUAUUUCGUCCUUUCGUGAAUGUAAGUAAUCAAUCGUACUCGUUUACUUGUACCUAGCAUUUACUUGUGCGUAUGCUAUGGGUACAUGCGUAAAAAAAUAAAUAAAUAAAAUAAAGCAUAGGUUCGCCAAGUUGCGUUCUUUCGCGACUAUAUAUCACUUUAUGAGACGCGUGAUGGCAGAGACUGGUCUCGCGAAGCAUUAUAUUCUCGAGUCUUUCCUCGCAAUCUAAUGUAAUAAAUAUCGCCGCAUAUAUUAUGACGCAACGUUCGUUUCAUAUCCUCCGCUUUUCGACAAUUCUUCCGAAAAGAUCGUAUUCGAAGUCAAUAAUACAAAUCAAUUUCGUAAUCCGCCCAAUAUAUAUUAGUAUUAAAGAAAUGUUGCAUCUCAUGAUAAUGCAUCUUUGAUUUGUGAUUAUUUGUAACAAUAUUAUCAAAUUUGAUUUUUCCAGAACAGAAACGAAUUCGAUUAUAUGUAAACCAGCGAAUUUUGACUUUCCGUUAGAUUGCGAUGAGCUAAAAAAGGAUGGAACUUUGACGUAAGUUGAAUUCAGACAAAUGGAAUUACAUUGCUUCAAUUAAAAUCGAAAUAAACAAUCCAUACGAUAUAUAAUUUAUAACAAUAAGAAAUAUUAUUAAACGAGUCCACUGAUUUAAAAGUUUAUUCGAAUAAUACCUAAAAUUUAUGUCAAUUUAUAAAAUCGACAUUAUUAUUACUGCACAUCAGAUAUGUUAUCAUACAUUAUCAACUUUGUACAAAUAUGUACGUACCGUUUUUUGAAACAGAUGAAACAGUACACUUAUUUGAUAAAUGCAAAAACACUUUUUAUAAUCAUUGAUAUAAUGAAAACACGAAUACAAUUGAUAAACAAAUGUUAUGCGAUUGUAUGCCAGUGUAACAUGUGACUGUUAGCAAAAAAAGUUUACGCAUUCCGUAAAGAUGACUGCAACAAUAAAAAGAAAAUAUGAGCGUUCUUAAGACAUUAUUCAGAACUCAUACUUCGCGCGAGAUGAGACAAUGCAAUAUGAAACCAAAUGUCUGUAUUUUUCAAUAUCUUCCAGUUGUACUAGAAAUAGCAGCGUUCCCCCCAGCCUUGUUCAUAGAAUAUUUCUGUUACAAGUUGUUAUGCGAAUAGAUAUAUUAAUAUCUUACAAGAUCAUAGACCUAUUCUGGAAAAUUUUGCGCUUUCCAUUUACUUAAGAUAUUAUGCGAGAGAAAAUGUGAUGAGUAAUCCGAGUGCAAAUCUAGCGGGUUGUAAUGAUUGAUCUUAAUCACUGUAUCAAGGAGAAACUUCAUUCUAUUACAGUAUAUUAACAUCUAGAUAUUCACGUGAAUUCAUGAGAUAUCGAAUUGUAGUGCAGUUAAAUUUUGAGUCUCAAUCUUUUCUGAAGCAGGAAUAUAUGUAUUGUCUUGUAAGAUGUGUGGAAAGUACCUAUAGAAGCACAAAAGAUCGACCAAUUGAUCACGAACGGCAAAUCAGACAUUUUUAUAAACGAUUUAAAAACGAGCGCUUUGUCAUUUGCCGAUCGUACAUAUCAUCUCGCAAGGACCAUGCAUUUCGCGAAGACAUUUACGAGGAUACUCAAGCAAUAGCACACGAAGCAUCAAUCAAGGGCUGGACCAGACUUCUUAAUGAUCAAUGAGCUCUAAUAAUAUCCAACGCAGUACGCGAACAUAUUUUUUAAUGGCUAUUUUCAAUACGCUAAUAAACGAGAAAAAGAAUGGGAGAAUUUUCGUAGGAAGACUUUUGAAUAGAAAUUUGAAAGAAUCUUUAUUCUAUCUUUCUCGGUCAUAGUCCUGACGUAGUGUGUAAUAAUGCUCUCUACCCUUGAUUCUGUUUCAGAGUAGGUACUUAACGCUAGAAUCACAUAUUUUUCUCAAUGCAAGUAUAUGACACUUUCUUCCAAAUCCGUUUCAAGAAAUCUUCGUUGCAACACAUACUGUUUGUAAUCAGCGUGUUAUAAAUUUUUGAUUUAAAAAUAUACAUUAUUAACAUCAACAAUACAAUUUAGUCGUAUCUUGCAUUUUUGAUUGAUUUAAACAAAUUGAUUUUCGAUGUAUAUUUUUUUUAUCGUAGCUUUCUAUAUUUAUUUUCUAUUUUUUAUAUAAUAAAAGAGAAAUUUAAACAAAGAUUUCAUUAUACAUGUAGAUCAAAUUUUUUCAUUAAUCUCUAAUUUUUAAUUAUUUUUGAAUUAAUUCUUUUAUUUAUUUUAUCAGGCUCUUUUCAAUUUAUUUUCAAGAUUAUUAUUUUUUUUAAUUGUUUGUUGCGUUUGUAUAUAAAAUUAAACAUUUACUCGAAUCCAUUGAUUAUUACAUUCUCAACACUCUUUAGAGAAUCGUAAGAACACAAGAAGAAUAAUAAACUUAGACCUUUCGAUUAAUAUUCAUAAUUUAUCAUCAAAUGUUCAACGAAGAUUUCUGAUAGCGCAAGCACAUGUAUACACAAUUGAUAUAUCCUUGAUCGCGCCGUUGCAAUCGCCAUUGAUACAAUUUUUGAAGAAUGCACAAGGCAGUAGUAGCACAAAGAAAGAAACCUAUCUUUUGAUAACUGCACUUUAAAUGCGACGGAUAUUGCUACGGCGUAAUCGUGACGACUAUCAUAGAAAAUAGUUAUCGUCGACAAUAGGGCACGCAUCUCUCGAUAUACAUAUAUUAAGACACAUAUAUUUAACUUUACUUUCGCAAAAUUUAAAAUAUAUAAAUUAAUCUAUUUUUCGUUAUUUAUUUGAUAUUAAAUAGAAAAAUUGUUUUUUCAUUUCAGAUUCGAUAAAAAAUAUUAAGUUAUUAUUUCUGUAUUUCUUUCCAUCUCUUCUAAAGAAACAGAAAUACAUAUUUCAUUGUUUUAUAUUCGCAUACAUACAAAAUUCUUUCUCAUAAAAUUUACAUAUUUGUAUCAAUAUAUAUAUCGCAUAUCUGUGUCCAAAUGAUUUGCAGGGAUGCUCGCUCCGCUCUCGACGAUAUUGCUUCGUUAUACUUGCAUUAAAAUCACGUAGUCGAUGUCGACGUACGCGAGAAAUCGAGCGCGGCAAUGAGAUACAAAAGCUGCCUCUCGCAGAAAUAUUUUUUUACCGUCUAGUGUCAGCGACCGUACUCUAAUUCGUUUUAGAUCCGGCUAGAACCUAGACGUAGAUAUGUGACCGUUGGCAGUCGAGGAAGGCUCCGCACCGGGGGCGUUUCGGAAGCAAGGAAUAUUGCUAUUGUCAUGACAGACAGCCUUGAAUCGCUCGUAUCUUAACCCGUUGACGAGAGUAUGUAAUCUUAACUAGCAUAUAUAUUUAUCAGCGAAGUUUUUUGUAUCGUCGUAUUUUACUUUAUGCAUAUCAUUACAACACCGUAAUAGAAGAAAUAACACGACAGCUUAUCUAAAAAUUCUCUUUCAAACAAAAGAUAAUUACUUUAAUAGAUAUAUUUUAAUCCUUAUUUAUAGAUAGACUUUUAUUUAUUUAAAAUAAAUAUUUAACAAUAUCAAACCGGAAUAAAAAUUUCAAUGAAAAAUACAUAAGAUCCAUUUGAUUUUAACAUUUUUAUAUAAGAUUUAUAAGCUCGUCUAUACAAGGUUAAGGAUACGAAGUUAGUGAUACUAAAAGAGAAAAAAAUUGGCUGAUCAAAAUAUUUUUUUUUUUCUUAUUAUUUAAUCAUUGAUCAUGCGAAAUUCUUGGUUCCACCACACCAAGAGCGUUGAAGAAAGAGCCGGUCAGAGCCCUCCAAAAAGAGUCGCGUCCCAGGAACGUGUGUAUAAUCGCGAGAGAGAGAGAGAGAGAGAAAGAAAAAAAAAGAAA